Molecule: messenger RNA, 2146 nt
Organism: Erigeron canadensis
Lineage: Eukaryota; Viridiplantae; Streptophyta; Magnoliopsida; Asterales; Asteraceae
Product: probable inactive ATP-dependent zinc metalloprotease FTSHI 3, chloroplastic
Exons: 4
Coding region: 16-1866 (616 amino acids)
Biological process (GO): proteolysis
Cellular component (GO): membrane; chloroplast thylakoid
Molecular function (GO): ATP binding; zinc ion binding; metalloendopeptidase activity
Source: RefSeq, a predicted model, not a curated record
UUCUACAAUUUUUAAAUGGGAAAAUUGAAUUCUAUGUUUGUACAAAUGGGUGCCUUUCCUGUUGUUAUAAAGAAUGGAUCUUUAACUAGUUAUGAAAUUUCAAGAUUUCAUGUUAUGCACACCAACUGUUUGAUGAAAUGCCACUAUUUGAAUUCAUCUUCUACACUAAAAUUUAAGUCUCAAGAUAGAUUGUUGUGUAUUAGGUCUUUAGUUAAUGAAAAUGGAAACAAAGAAAAUCGGUUAGCGAAUAAGGAACCUAAUUCUUUGAGGAAGGGGUUUAGGCUUAGGUUGCAGCCGAGGUUGCGAUUAUUAAGUACAAGAUUGAAAAGGGUGUCGGUUCGUUCGAUGUUAAAUGACCUAGGAAGUUAUUUGAGGAAGAAUAUGAAAAAAGUUACUCUUUCGACUUGUGUUUCUGUUGUGUUGGGGUUGUGUUACUUGUUCUUGAAGUUGACAGCAAUGCCAACUCCUAAAGUUGUUCCGUAUUCAGACUUGAUAACGAGUCUGCAGAGUGGGUCGGUGAUGAAAGUUUUGUUUGAAGAGGGGUCCCGACGGAUAUAUUAUAAUACUGGAUCAUUUCAUGUAGAGAAAGUUCAAAGUUUAGAAGAAGAUAAGAAGGUGGGAAUUAACGAUGAUAAUGACGGAAAUUUGGUUCAGAGUGAUAUAGUGAAGAGCAAUGAUUAUGUGAAGAGUAGUCAGGUUACAAGCCCAAAUGUGUUAAGUAAACUGAAAAAGAAAAAAACUUCGGUGCCUGAAUGGCAGUUUUCAACGAGAAAGAUUGAUCAUGAUGAGAGCUAUCUUCUUGGUUUAAUGAGAGAGAAAGGAACUACGUAUAGUUCAUCUCCACAAUCAAUGUUAAUGUCGAUGAGAAGUACACUGAUUACUAUUCUAUCACUUUGGAUUCCAUUAACUCCAUUGAUGUGGCUUCUCUAUCGCCAGCUUAAUGCUGCUAAUAGCCCUGCAAAGAAGCGACGGCCUAGCAAUCAAGUAGUUAAUUUUGAAGAUGUAGAGGGCGUUGAUACCGCAAAAGUAGAGCUUAUGGAGAUCGUGAUGUGCCUCCAAGGUUCUAUUAACUACAACAAACUUGGAGCAAAGUUACCUAGGGGAGUGCUGCUAGUGGGUCCUCCAGGGACGGGGAAAACAUUAUUAGCCCGUGCAGUGGCUGGAGAAGCCGGAGUACCAUUUUUCACCGUGUCCGCUAGUGAAUUUGUGGAGAUGUUUGUUGGAAGAGGAGCCGCUCGUAUCAGGGAUCUUUUCAAUGUUGCAAGGAAGAAUGCGCCAUCAAUCAUUUUUAUUGAUGAACUUGACGCUGUAGGGGGGAAGCGUGGUAGAAGUUUUAAUGAUGAAAGAGACCAAACACUAAACCAGUUACUGACAGAAAUGGAUGGGUUCGAGUCAGAUGUAAGUGUGAUAGUGAUAGCAGCAACUAAUAGGCCUGAAGCACUGGACCCUGCUCUUUGUCGGCCUGGUCGGUUUUCAAGAAAAGUGUUUGUGGGAGAACCCGAUGAAGUUGGAAGAAGAAAGAUAUUAGCUGUACAUCUCAGAGGCAUCCCUCUUGAAGAAGACAGUGUCAUUAUCUGCAACCUAGUUGCUUCUCUUACUCAUGGUUUCGUAGGUGCUGAUUUGGCCAACAUUGUCAAUGAAGCUGCUUUGCUUGCCGCUAGACGAGGUGGUGAAUGUGUGGCAAGAGAAGAUAUAAUGGAAGCUAUAGAACGGGCUAAGUUUGGGAUAAAUGAUAGACAAAUGAGCCCUUCCAACUUAACCAAGGAAAUCGGAAAGAUGUUCCCAUGGAUGCCCACAUUUAAAUCACGGUACGACUCAAGGAAUGACGGGUCUCCUUCUCUCGGGGGUUACCAAACUCUAAGCUAGUGAGAGCACAUUUCUCGUUCUCAUUUUAGCUUUCUUCUUUGAGACAUGUAUGCUAUGUAAUUGAGGGGGGGUUUUUUUUUGCCAUUUCUAGUAUAUGAUCUCACUUUGACCUUCUGAAGGUCAAACUUUAUUGUUGUUGAGCUACAAAAUAGUCUCCCCACUUUUGAGGAUCUCAUGUUACAUGUGAUGUCUGUAACAACUUCCAUAGUUUGUGUCACCAUCAUUCAUGAACUCAUAUCCCAACGAUAUCAUAUAUAACGUACAUUUUAUGUUUCUUAAA